AUCUCAUUCAUCUCAACAUUCUCGACAUUCCUUCAUUUCGUUCUCCAGUUUACUUUACCUUGUAUACACAUUAACUCUCGUAUUACUGCUACUUCAAUUGCUUUAAUUCUAUCACUACUCACAGUUUAAUAGUCCUUUGUUUCACGUCUGUUACACGGUCUGGAAUUCACCAUGGAAUUUCGCCCAGAUUUCACCAGCAGCACAACACACCAACAAGAGCAUAUUCACAUCCAGCCUCCAGAGCAUUGCAAAAAGGAGCUAUGCGAUCUGGAUUAUUCACAGGACCCGCCUCGGAUCCUCUCUAACUACCUGGUUCAUGCACCUAAACCAUUCAAUGCUGAGCCUCAUCUUCCUCUCCUUAUCAACUCUGGUCACAUCACUCCGACGGAUGUGUUCUUCAAGAGGAAUCAUGGUCCUAUCCCGGACAUUCGACUGCAAGACCAUCGAAUUUACAUUGGAGUCCAGAGACAGAACCAGAGCAAUCGAAAUGGACUAACAGCAGCGCCAAUGGAUAUUGUUGAAUGGAAAGUUUUGACCAUGGAUGAUAUCAUGAACAAGUGGCCUAAGGCCACUAUUACAGCUUCUCUGCAGUGCGCAGGAAAUCGUCGAGAGGGCCUUGCACAAGUCAAGGAGGUCAAAGGAGUCAUUUGGAAGGCUGGCACAAUAUCAAAUGCUGUUUGGGCUGGUCCUCGUCUGUGCGAUAUCCUUCGGAAUGUCGCUGGUGUACCAGAAGACCUUCAUCAUGAGAUGAUCCGAAACUACCACGUCUCCUUUGAAGCAGACGACCAUGUUAAGGAGGAUGUUUGCUACGGUAGCUCUAUCCCCCUACGUAAGGCCAUGGAUCCAUUAGGAGACGUCAUUCUCGCAUAUGAGAUGAACGGUAAGCCACUGACUCGCGACCAUGGAUUUCCACUCCGAGUCAUCGUUCCAGGCUACAUUGGCGCUCGCUCAGUCAAGUUUCUCCAAAAGAUUGUUGUGCAACCACAAGAAUCAAAUUCCUUCUUUCAGAAACUAGAUUAUAAGAUUCUUCCUCCAUGGGUGGACGCAUCAAACGUGGACAGCGCCUGGGACCUGGCGCCUUCAUUAGGAGAAAUGAAUGUCCAGUGUGUCAUUUGCACACCGAUGGACAAGGAAAUCAUCUGCUCAUCAAAAGCCAUCACUAUUAAAGGUUACGCCAUUGCGGGUGGUGGACGUGCCAUCUAUCGAGUAGAACUGUCUAUUGAUGGCGGUAAGACAUGGGAAGCAGUCGAUAAGCUCGAGCAGACUCCUGACAAGAUCAGUGGGAUGUAUUGGUCUUGGGCCUUAUGGGAGAAGAAAGUGCUCAAGCUCCAUACUACGUCGGAGCUCGUUGUUCGUGCGUACGAUUCAAGCGGUAAUAUGCAGCCAGAGUUCCCAGUUUGGAAUUACAGAGGAGUUAUGAACAACGCAUGGUUCCGUGUUUCCAAUGUAACUCAAAUGCCACAGUCCAAUAUGUAAAAAGGAAAGAGUGAGAAAAACAAAGUAGAG
This is a messenger RNA of Lobosporangium transversale, 1506 nucleotides long. Its product is annotated as Oxidoreductase, molybdopterin-binding domain-containing protein. Gene Ontology annotation, cellular component: mitochondrion. NCBI's taxonomy places the organism in Eukaryota, Fungi, Mortierellomycota, Mortierellomycetes, Mortierellales, Mortierellaceae. The record is from RefSeq and is a predicted model, not a curated record. The coding region runs from base 172 to 1476 and encodes 434 amino acids. Gene Ontology annotation, molecular function: oxidoreductase activity; molybdenum ion binding. The transcript has 8 exons.